UUGUGAGAGGAAGCGGCUGGUUGGAUGUUGGGCGGGGUCUGAGGAGUCACGGAGAGGCAGAGAGGAGAGAGCAGAAACACGUCCCGAUCCCGAACCCGGUCCCGGUCCCGGUUCUGAUCCAGCGGCAGCGGCGGACACACCGACCCAGCGGACCCAGCGGAACCAGCGGAGAGGCGGACAGCCCGGGGAGGAUGGGCCGGCCGUAGCGCGCUGCUCUCCGGCUCGCAGCUCCAGGAUGAGCGUAGCGCUGCAGGACCUCCGGAACACCAUGUCCAGCUACAAGCGAGCUACGCUGGAGGAGGAGGAGGGCUCCGACACGCCGGCCGAGGCGGCCUCAUCUCCCGACAGAAUGGAGGUGGGCUUCAGGAAGGGGGGAGUGGACAUCCUGGGCCGGCGGACCCAGCUGGAGGUUCUGCUCUCUGUCAUGCUGCUGGCCGCCCUGUUGGCUCUGUUCGCCUGCCUGGUGGUUCUGGGCCUGGGAUUCAGCUCAGACAGUGGGCGGGGCCUGUGCCUGUCGGAGGCGUGCGUCACCGUGGCCAGUCAGAUUGUGGAGGCCAUGGACCGCAGCGCUGACCCCUGCCAGGACUUCUACCAGUUCGCCUGCGGCGGGUGGAUGAGGAAGAACCCGCUGCCGGACGGACGGUCCCGCUGGUCCACCUUCAACAGCAUCUGGGAGCAAAACCAGGCGCUGCUCAAACACCUGCUGGAGAACGGGACGUUCAACGGCACCAGCGAAGCCGAGAGGAAGACGCAGUCCUACUACCUGUCCUGCCUCAACACGCAGCGCAUCGAGGAGCUCGGCUCCCAGCCGCUCAUGGACCUGAUAGCCAAGAUCGGUGGCUGGAACAUGACGGGUCCGUGGGACAAAGACAACUUCAUGGAGGUUCUGAAGAUGGUGUCGGGUCCGUACCGAGCCCAGCCGUUCUUCAGCGUGGGCGUCAGCACCGAUCCCAAGAGCUCCAACAGUAACGUCAUCCAGGUGGACCAAUCAGGGCUCUUCCUUCCGUCCCGGGACUAUUACCUCAACAAGACGGCCAAUGAGAAGGUGUUGGCGGCGUACCUGGACUACAUGGUGGAGCUGGGGACGCUGCUGGGCGGGGAGAAGAGCGCCACCCAGCUGCAGAUGCAGCAGAUCCUGGAGUUUGAGACGACGCUGGCCAACAUCACCGUCCCGCAGGACCAGCGCCGCGACGAGGAGAAGAUCUACCACAAGGUCACGAUCGCCGAGCUGCAGCUGCUGGCUCCAGCUGUGGACUGGCUGGACUUCCUGACGUUCUCCCUGGCUCCUCUGGACCUGAACGACACCGAGCCUGUGGUUCUGUACGCCAGAGAGUACCUGCAGCAGGUGUCCGAGCUCAUCAACAAGACGGACCGCAGCCUCCUGAACAACUACAUGAUGUGGACGUUGGUCCAGAAGGGCGUCGCCACCUUGGAUCAGCGCUUCGAGAACGCUCAGGACAAACUGCUGGAGAGUCUCUAUGGCACCAAGAAGUCCUGCACCCCACGCUGGCAGACCUGCAUCGGGAACACAGACGACACGCUGGGCUUCGCUCUUGGCGCUCUCUUCGUCAAGGCAACGUUUGACAAGCACAGCAAAGAGAUUGCGGAGGAGAUGAUCAACGAGAUCCGCUCUGCGUUUAAAUACUCUCUCGACCGUCUCAGCUGGAUGGAUGAUGAGACGCGACAAGCUGCUAAGGACAAGGCAGACGCGAUCUACGACAUGAUCGGUUUCCCAGAGUUCAUCCUGGAUCCCAAAGAGCUGGACGACGUUUACGACGGGUAUGAGGUGUCGGAUGACAGCUUCUUCCAGAACAUGUUGAACUUCUAUAACUUCUCAGCCCGAGUGAUGGCCGACCAGCUGAGGAAGACUCCCAACAAAGACCAGUGGAGCAUGACUCCUCCUACAGUUAACGCCUACUACAUGCCCACUAAGAACGGCAUCGUCUUCCCCGCCGGGAUCUUGCAAGCUCCUUUCUACGCCCACGACCACCCCAAAGCGUUGAACUUUGGCGGUAUUGGGGUUGUGAUGGGUCACGAACUUACGCACGCCUUUGAUGAUCAGGGUCGGGAGUAUGAUAAAGAGGGGAACCUGAGGCCAUGGUGGCAGAACUCCUCAGUGGAGGCGUUCCGUCAGAGAACAGAGUGCAUGGUGGAACAGUACAACCACUACACCGUCAACGGAGAGCCAAUCAACGGAAAACAAACGCUCGGGGAAAACAUUGCUGACAACGGCGGACUGAAAGCAGCUUAUCAUGCGUACCGAUCAUGGAUCCAGAAAAAUGGAGAAGAAAAGAGGCUCCCUGCAGUCAACCUAACCAAUGACCAGCUCUUCUUUCUCGGAUUUGCUCAGGUGUGGUGUUCGGUUCGAACACCGGAGAGCGCUCACGAGGGCCUGGUGACUGACCCUCACAGCCCCCCCAAAUACAGAGUCAUCGGCACUCUGGCCAACUCUCCGGACUUCAGCCGCCACUUCAACUGUCCGAAGGGGACGCCCAUGAACACCGGGAAGCCCUGCGAGGUCUGGUAGAGGAGCAAAGAGGACUGGUGGUGGUGAUACAGAGAGUUAAUCAGGUCAAUCUCCAGGUUGGCCACUGUUUUAGUGUCUUAGAUUCUGCACGACCCCGUGUUGCGUUCGCGGCCCAUGUGUAAUCUUUAGUUCAUCAGUUACUUGGCGACGAUCAGACUGACUUCCUGUCUGGAAACCGAACAGAGUUGUUGGACUUCAGAGACGUGGCGGACCGAUGGCAAUGAAGCCGCUGGGGGGGCAGUGUUGCUGACGUGUGCUUUAUUACCGUUAAUAUUAAUGGGUAUUUGUGGUUGUAUUUUGUAUGAGAGAUCUCUGUAUCUUCGUCUAUCACUGUGAUGACCUCAUACCAAACUGGCCCAUAACUUCACUCUGUGUGAGUCGUUUCAUUGGCUAGAUGUGGGGAGGUGAAUGAGAACAUUUGUAAAAAAUCAGAGAAUUUAAAUGAUCAAUCUGUACAUCUGAGGUUUUAUUAUACACCAGAUCGCUUUAAUGUUUAAAGAUCUAUGUAAUGUUUUCAUUAAUCCCACUGACGGCCAAUUGAACAGACAGUAAUUGGCAUUAGUAUUGGCUUUAAUCAUAAAUGUGAGUUUUGCAUUUCUUUUCAUUGUUGUUGAUCCCCAUUUUCAAAUAUUUCAUUUCUUUUCUUUGUCUGUCAUCUUGAAUCCAAGUGAAAUUAAUCACCAUUUUUAUUUGUGCCAGUUUCACAGAUGAGUCCUUUAUAGUCAGUCUACUUUGCCUAGAAUCCAUGUUAAACCCAGAAGUUAGUGACUUUUAUUUCUUCAGCUGUGAGGAACAAUGUGCCAUGAUCCAGAAUGUUGCCUUCAAAGUCCAAAAUAAAGUGUUGAAAUGUUAAAUGAGACCCAGAGAGUGUGGCUUAGACAAAAAUGCCUGCAGGUAUCAAGCACUGGAGCUUCAGUAAAGAAAACUUAAAGUCUCUGAAAGAUGUAAACUUUGGGGAGGCUGAUGUAUUACUGGGGGCAAAUAUCACACUGAAUAAGGACCAAGAUAGACUCCAUGGUCUAUUAGAACAUGGCUGGAUUACAACCAAUUUGGAAAGGGAUUCAGUGCUGCGAUGCCAAGCACUCAACAGCAUACGUCCUCAAGACUCCUUCACCAUGGUAUUUAAGGGAGAAGCAAGUUCUCCACAAGGAGUCUGCAAUGCCAGUCCUUGAGUGCCACUGUUCUGCAACCUUUGGAUGGAUAUGUGCUCCAAUACACCUGAAUCAUAAGGCCGAAUUACCUUCCUGGCAUGUCAUCCAGUUCAUCUACAUUCUGAGCCUCACCUCUGGUCAUAAGACAAGGAUGCAGAGUUGGUGUCCUCUUGUAGGGAGGCUGGAUUCUGCUUUAGAGAGGAGCACCGUCAUUUGGGGGGUGCUCAUAGUAGCACCCCCCAAAUGAUGUGUUACUUGUCCACAUCAAAAGGAAUGAGUUGUGCUGGUUUGGGCAUCUGAUCAAGAUGCCACCUCAGUGCCUCUCUUGAGAGGUUUUCUGGUUCUGUCCCACUGGAAGGUGACCCCUCAGAAACCCAGAACUCAUUGAACGGACUGUGCAUCUUGUAUACCCUACAAAUGUUGCUGGGAAAAGGAUGUCUAGGGUUUGCUCCUGACCCUGCUGUCUCACAUACCCCAAUUCGGAGAAGUAGAAGACGAUGGAUAGAUGGCAUGUCUUUAGUUCAGUUUUGUAAAAGACUAGUCAUUUGGCUGAAGAGUGAUUCAAGUGUGUAGGAGCAUGGCUGCAUACAAAAGUUGCAGGACAGUGUUAAUUGAGAGACAUUAAUUGCAGCUUUGUCAGGAUUUUCAUUCACCAUCUAGUUUGGGUCUAUGAAUUUGAUGAAGACUGGUAAAGAGUUGCACCAAAUUCAUCACAACAAGUGUUAUGCAACUGGAUCUAAAGGCAUUGUGAUAACUUGCUUGAAGUCCUCUAGGGUGGAGUUGGUGGGAUUGAGAGACAUUUGGACACUAACACAGUAGGAAAGUUGUUACCAUCUAAAGUUUUUGUAAGGGAGAAAAGUUGAGUUUAGCGUGAAAUAUUUACAUACUGAGUUUUCAAGAUGUGAAGAAACUACCUCCAAUGAUCAGUUCAGGAACUUUGGCUUUGAAAAUAUAACAAGAAGACUUAGUCAAUGUUAUAACACCAUCACAUUCUGUCACUUCCUGAUGACAUCAUUACUGUGCAGCAUCUCGUUUGUUUAAGAAAGCUGCUUCCUGCCAAAGAUGUGCGCGUGUGUGUGUGUGCGUGUGUGUGCGUGCGCGUCAUCCAUCCUUGUGAGGACCCGUCUUCAUCUUUCAGCAUGUGGAACACUGUGGAUAGUGGGGAAUUUGGAUCCGAUCCCCAAUUCUUUGAGUUAAAGGGCUUUCAGUCAGGGCCAGGUUCAGUUCGGGGGCCUCGGGUUGCUCCAGAUUUAAAGGGUUCCCAGAGAAAUUAAAACACAACAGAAUGUAUGUCCAUAUUUCUGAAUUUGUGUUUGUGAGGACCUAUUUGUGUUUGAAACCGUUUCUUCACCCAUUCACUGGAACUGUUCAUACGGUCAUAUUUAAAUCGGUUUUUGGAGUCUACAAUGGUCCUUCCAGGCACAGUGUGUAUAACUAUUUGUCAAUAAGACUAAACUGAUGUAGAAUCACACUGCUUGUUGUAAUCUGUCUGGCCUGAAGGGGGCAGCAGAUGUUUUCUCUCAAACAGAAUAAAUCACUUUUAUUUUCUGUCUUUAAACACAAAGCAUCCCACAGAGACCCUCCAACAUCAAUAAAGUGACGUUAAAAAUUGCUUGAUUUUAGCAUCCCUUUAAUAAAAUUAAAAACUGA
Messenger RNA from Poeciliopsis prolifica (blackstripe livebearer), 5328 nucleotides. RefSeq names its product endothelin converting enzyme 2b (gene ece2b). Gene Ontology annotation, molecular function: metalloendopeptidase activity. Bases 236 to 2527 code for a protein of 763 amino acids. Gene Ontology annotation, biological process: protein processing. NCBI's taxonomy places the organism in Eukaryota, Metazoa, Chordata, Actinopteri, Cyprinodontiformes, Poeciliidae. The record is from RefSeq and is a predicted model, not a curated record. Gene Ontology annotation, cellular component: plasma membrane. The transcript is spliced from 19 exons.